Messenger RNA from Physella acuta, 2523 nucleotides. RefSeq names its product serine/threonine-protein phosphatase 6 regulatory ankyrin repeat subunit B-like. NCBI's taxonomy places the organism in Eukaryota, Metazoa, Mollusca, Gastropoda, Physidae. The record is from RefSeq and is a predicted model, not a curated record. Gene Ontology annotation, biological process: signal transduction. Gene Ontology annotation, molecular function: protein binding.
AUGGAAGAUAAAAAAAGAUGGAGCUCUUUACUGCAUGCAGCAAGUAAUGGCCGGACUGACACUGUAAGACUGUUGCUAACUAAAACAGAGAACUGUAAUAUUAGAGACGAUCAUGGACGAAACGCCCUAAUGUUAGCAUCUUUUUAUGGGAUUGAAAGUAAUGUCGAAAUUCAGACCGAAGACAAUGAAGGAAACAAUGCAUUAAUGCUUUGUGCUAUGAACGGACAUACUGAAACAGCAGAGGUUUUAAUUCAAAAUGACAUAGAAAUUGACAGAAUGGAUAACCAUCACAGUAACGCUUUAAUUCAUGCUGCUUGUAAUGGACAUACUAAAAUUGUCAAACUGCUUAUUACCAACAAAGCAAAAGUUAAUAGCUUGGAUCGUUCUAAAUAUAAUGCUCUAAUCCGGGAUUUAAGUAGACGCAACAGCAUAAUGCUGGCAGUAUCUAAUGGACAAACCGAAACAGUUAAGUUUCUAAUCCAAAGAAACAUCGACGUUACCUGUGAAGACAAUGAUGGUUUUAAUGCUAUCAUGUACGCUGCAUCGAAUGGGCACAUUGAGACUUUAGAAGUUUUAUUAACUAUCGAAGCUGAUGUUAACUGCACAGACUAUAAAGGCCUCAGUUGUUUAAUGCACGCUGCUUCGAAUGGACAUAUAGAAACAGUUAAGCUGCUGCUAAAAAAGAAAGCUGACAUUAAAUAUAAAGAUAAUGAAGGAAUGAAUGUUUUAAUGCAUGCUGCAUCACACGGACGCAACAAAACUGUAAGUGAAUUACUUCAAUGUAACGCUGAUGUCAACAGCACAGAUAACAAUAACAUGACCCCUGUAAUGCAUGCAUCGUCCAAAGGUCACAAUGAUACUGUAAAGCUCUUGAUAGAGCGUCAAGCAAACAUUUACAGUGAAGAUUUCAAGGGAUGGACCUGUCUAUCACACGCUGCUAAUAAUGGCCAUAAUACGACCGUCCAACUCUGGCUAGACAAUAAUGUGGACAUUAACAAAAAACAUAAAGAUGGAGGGAACGCUUUAAUGCUUGCCGCUAGUAGAGGCCAUUCUAUAACGGUAAAUAUUUUACUUGAAAACCAUGCAGAAAUAAAUGCUAAAGAUAAAAACGAGCGUAAUUCAUUAAUGAUGGCUGCAGCUAAUGGAAAUUUAGAAACAUUUAAUAUUUUACUUGAACGAGGAGCCGAUCUACACAAAAUUGACACAAAUCGUCAGAACGCGUUAAUGCAUGCUGUGCUUCGUGGGCGUAUUCAUAUCGUAAAAGUUUUAAUGCAACAAUAUACUGAAACUAAUUUCCAGGAUAUUAAGGAUAUUAAAGGAAGGGACGUUUUAUCGUUAGCUUCUAUUAAGGGACAUGUGGAUAUUGUCAAUUUACUUUUUAAUAGUAUAGUUAAUAUUAAUAUAAACUCUAAAGACGAUGAGGAAUGCACACCUUUAAUGCUUGCUUCUUCUAAAGGACAUAUAAAAACAGUUAAAAUUCUGCUUGAGAAAAGGGCCACAAUAAAUUUGCCGGAUAAGAGAGGAAAGACGGCGUUAAUGCAUGCAGCGUCUAAUGGGCAUAAAGAAAUUGUUAUCGUUUUAAUUAAUAACGAUUCAUUACAACUAAAUUCAAAAGACGUUGAAGACCGUAACGCCUUAGAUCACGCUGUUGAUAACAAUCAUAUUGACGUAGCUAAACUGCUACUUAAAAAGAAGUUACAUAGUACUACAGCUUUAGGCAUUGCUUCAACUAAUGGACAAACUGAAAUUGUUGAAUUAUUAUUGAAAUGUGAGGCUCCAAUUAAUGCACAUAGCAAUCAUCCGACUAUUUCGCUUUGCAAUCGUACUGAUUAUCCAUUAAAUAAAGCUGUUGAAAACAGACAUAUUGACACUGUAAAGAUGUUACUGAAAUAUGGCGCUGACAUUAACCUCGGAUAUGUUAAUGAAAUGAACUCUGUUGCUUUAGCCGUUUCCAAUGUAGACGAUGAUAUUGUAGAGGUUUUACUCACAACUAAGCCUUCCAAAAUAUAUAGGAAAAGAACACAAACAUGCAGUCCUCUAUUGUGGACAACAACAAGAGAACUUAAAGCAAAAAGCCAUGGAAAAUGUGCUUUAGGCAUUGCACAUGCGAUGGGAAAUAAACCAAUGAUCAGACUCUUACUAGAAUACAGAGAUGAACGUCUAUGUGACAAAUGCAAGGAAAUAAAACAUAUAACAGGUUCUGUGAAAUACGACUUGCCUGAUGAAAUAGUGAAUAAGGUAAUUUCUGAACUAGAAGCUAACCAACUAUCCACUGUAUUAGGUAAGAACUGGGAAGGUGUCAUGUACAAUCUGGGUCUAUCAAACGUCGAGUUAGAACAAGAAAAGCAAACGAACGGCAAUGUCGUAUCAACAACGAUCAGCAGUUUGCUUAUCAGAUGGAAGCAGCGGUCGAAAGAAAAAGCUACCAUAGGAUUUUUGUUGAAAAUAUUCGAAGAUUCUGAAGAUAAAAAUCUUUCUUUUAUAGACUGGGAGAGAACUGGGAGGAUUUUUGAAAUAAGAUGA